Messenger RNA from Labrus mixtus (cuckoo wrasse), 2617 nucleotides. Its product is annotated as keratin-associated protein 10-6-like. Lineage: Eukaryota; Metazoa; Chordata; Actinopteri; Labriformes; Labridae. The coding region runs from base 1 to 1353 and encodes 450 amino acids. The record is from RefSeq and is a predicted model, not a curated record. The transcript has 3 exons.
AUGAAGGCAGCAUUGGCCCUGAUUGGCUCGUCGAUAAAGGAUCACAGAAGUUCGUCCAAUCAGAGAGACAGAGAGAGACGGCUCGAGGUCCGGCUGUGUGAGGAAAAGAGAUCAUUUACAAUAACGGAUGAAACCAGGCAAACACUCCUGCUCCUUAUCGUGUGUGUGUGUGUGUGUGUGUGUGUGUGUGUGUGUGUGUGUGUGUGUGUGUGUGUCUGUGUGUGUCUGUCUGUGUGUGUGUGUGUGUGUGUGUGUGUGUGUGUGUGUGUGUGUGUCUGUGUGUGUCUGUCUGUGUGUGUGUGUCUGUCUGUGUCUGUCUGUGUGUGUGUGUGUGUGUGUGUGUGUGUGUGUGUGUGUGUGUGUCUGUGUGUGUCUGUCUGUGUGUGUGUGUGUGUGUGUGUGUGUGUGUGUGUGUGUGUCUGUCUGUGUCUGUCUGUGUGUGUGUGUGUCUGUGUGUGUCUGUCUGUGUGUGUGUGUGUGUGUGUGUGUGUGUGUGUGUCUGUGUGUGUGUGUGUGUGUGUGUGUGUGUGUCUGUGUGUGUGUGUGUGUGUGUGUGUGUCUGUCUGUGUGUGUGUGUGUGUGUGUGUGUGUCUGUCUGUGUGUGUGUGUGUGUGUGUGUGUGUGUGUGUGUGUGUGUGUCUGUGUGUGUGUGUGUGUGUGUGUGUGUGUGUGUGUGUGUGUCUGUCUGUGUGUGUGUGUGUGUGUCUGUGUGUGUGUGUGUGUGUGUGUGUGUGUGUGUGUCUGUCUGUGUGUGUGUGUGUGUGUGUGUGUGUGUGUGUCUGUGUGUGUGUGUGUGUGUGUGUGUGUGUCUGUCUGUGUGUGUGUGUGUGUGUGUGUGUGUCUGUCUGUGUCUGUGUGUGUGUGUGUGUGUGUGUGUGUGUGUGUCUGUCUGUGUGUGUGUGUGUGUGUGUGUGUGUGUGUGUGUGUGUGUGUGUGUCUGUCUGUGUGUGUGUGUCUGUGUCUGUGUCUGUGUCUGUGUGUGUGUCUGUGUGUGUGUCUGUGUGUGUGUCUGUCUGUGUCUGUCUGUGUGUGUGUCUGUGUGUGUGUGUGUGUGUGUGUCUGUCUGUGUCUGUCUGUGUGUGUGUCUGUGUGUGUGUGUGUGUGUGUCUGUCUGUGUGUGUGUGUGUGUGUGUGUCUGUCUGUGUGUGUGUGUGUGUGUGUGUCUGUCUGUCUGUGUGUGUGUGUGUGUGUGUGUGUGUGUCUGUCUGUGUGUGUGUGUCUGUGUCUGUGUCUGUGUCUGUGUGUGUGUCUGUGUGUGUGUGUGUGUGUGUCUGUCUGUGUGUGUGUGUGUGUGUGUGUCUGUGUGUGUGUGUGUGUGUGUGUGUGUGUAUGUGUCUGUUUUCACUCAGAUGAGCUGAAGCUUCUCUCAUUCAUCAGAUUAAUUCUGAUAUAUCGAGGUGCACUGACUCAUUGUGUGAUCGAGUCAGCUACGUUGUGCGUUGUCUAUGUGUGGACUAAAUCUUUGUUCUUGUUUAUAUGACUAUUAUUGUAUUCAUGUUGAAAGUGCAGGAAGCUUUAGACCUCGCUCUGCAGCCCAGUCACAAAACGUAUUGUCGUCACCUUUUCCGAAAGUGUCUGAAAACGAGGAAAAGCAGUCUGAGGCUCGCUGCAGGAUCUGUGUCUGAGGAGCUGCUCUCUCUUUAAACCUUUUUAAAAGUAGACUGAAGGUGUUGGAGGAAGAAGCGUCAGAAUGUGAAUAAUGAGGUCUCUGCUCUGUGAGUCAGGACGUGUUGAUCUGUGUUUUUUGUCUGGUUCGUCGUGCUGCUGCCCCUCUCGGCCAGGACUCUUAGAAAUGAACUUUUUAAACUCAGAUUGGUCAUCUUUGAAGGUGAACAGGCAUAUUCACUGGCUGAAGCUUAUUUAUAAAGCUCUUCUUGGUUUGGUGCCUUCUUAUUUAUGUUCAUACCUUCAAAGAAGCCACUACGCCUUGUGUUCCUGUGAUGUCUUUAAACUGUCUGUGCCUCGUGUCCGCACGUUUUGCUGCUCCCACCGCAGGGAACUUUCUCCAAAAUGACUUGAAAAUGGCGGAUCUCAUUUCGCUUGAAGCCUUUGGCUCGAUCUUAAAAGAUAAAAUAUGCGAGACAGUUGGACAGUGCCUGAUCUGUGAUCUAGAUUCUGCACUUUAUCUGUAAAUCAACUUGCACAUUGUAAAUCGUUUUUCUCUCUUAACGUAUUGUUUGUAAACUGUCUCUUUAUCAUGUAAUGUUUUUUAUGACAUGUGCUGCUGCCAUCUUGGCCAGGUCACCCUGUGAAAGAGAUCCUGAUCUCAAUGGGUUAAUUACCUGGUUAAAUAAAAAAAUAAAAUUAAAGCCUGUAGGCUGACUUUGACUUCAUGAAACUCUGCUGGUUUACAAUGUGUGUGGAGUUUUUAUUGUUAUGAACUAAAUAUUGUGAGGGACAAGGUGACGUCAGAGAAGUGUCAGGGUGACAGCUGUGUGUGAUAUCACGGCUGUGAUUGGAUGAGAGUCUGAGGUUGGUUGUGUGUGUGUGUGUGUGUGUGUGUGUGUGUGUGUGUGUGUGUGUGACUCGGCUUGCAUGAGGCAUGUGCUGAGUGUGAUGAUGAGAGACAGACAGUUAGUGUGUUCAAACCUGCAGAAACAUCCUGAAGUGUUCUCAC